UGGAUCUUCCAGGUCGCCUGCACCAAUUGGAAGCGUGUGUUCAUGGUUCUGACCAGUGACGGCCGCUACACUGACCCACUUGCCAUCCCUGCCAAUGAGGCUCAUGUUGCAGGUAACCUCCGCACGCUCUCUGAGUUCUCAGUGGCGGAGAUAAACCAUCGUCUUCGCAGCUACCUCAAGUUCGUCUUUGUGCGUGAGCCCUUUGAACGCCUCGUGUCGGCCUACAGGAAUAAAUUCACACGAAGCUACAACACGGCCUUCCAUAAACGCUACGGAACAAAGAUCAUCCGCCGGUACCGGACUGACCCCGAGCCCGAAGCCCUCGAGAAAGGAAACGACGUCACUUUCCGCGAGUUUGUUCAGUAUCUCGUAGACCCUCGGACACAACGGGAAGAACCUUUCAAUGAGCACUGGGAGCGGGUGCACUCCCUGUGCCAUCCCUGUCUGAUCCACUAUGAUGUGGUGGGGAAGUACGAAACUCUGGAACCAGAUGCUCAGUCUGUCCUCAGAUUAGCCAGCGUGGAAGGAACAGUUCAAUUUCCAACAUCUGGCAAAAGCACCAGGACUGAUGGUGACAUGGCAGCACGCUUCUUCAAGCACAUCAGUCCUUUCUAUCAGAAGAAACUGUUUAACUUGUAUCGCAUGGACUUCAUGCUCUUCAAUUACUCCACACCGGAGUAUCUCAGGAGUUGAU
Nematolebias whitei (Rio pearlfish) is the source of this 694-nucleotide messenger RNA. RefSeq names its product carbohydrate sulfotransferase 11-like. Gene Ontology annotation, biological process: proteoglycan biosynthetic process; carbohydrate biosynthetic process. Gene Ontology annotation, molecular function: sulfotransferase activity. The annotation marks the transcript as partial. Gene Ontology annotation, cellular component: membrane. The record is from RefSeq and is a predicted model, not a curated record. The transcript has a single exon. NCBI's taxonomy places the organism in Eukaryota, Metazoa, Chordata, Actinopteri, Cyprinodontiformes, Rivulidae.